This is a messenger RNA of Phytophthora sojae, 1102 nucleotides long. RefSeq lists its product as hypothetical. The record is from RefSeq and is a predicted model, not a curated record. Gene Ontology annotation, molecular function: N-acetylgalactosaminide beta-1,3-galactosyltransferase activity. Gene Ontology annotation, cellular component: membrane. Bases 1 to 1041 code for a protein of 346 amino acids. Lineage: Eukaryota; Oomycota; Peronosporomycetes; Peronosporales; Peronosporaceae. The transcript has a single exon.
AUGCUGCUGCGUCUGCUGGGCCUGCUGCUGCUCGUCGCGGGCCCCACGAGUGCCGGCCACCGCCCCGAGCUGCUGCAGCAGCUGGGCGACAACGUGCCGGCCAUGUCGCUCGUGAGCGUGUCGCCGCUGGCCCCGCAGGCCGCCAAGACGCGCGUGCUGUGCUGGGUCAACACGUACCACGCCAACCACGCCAAGCGGCUGCACGCCAUCAAGCGCACGUGGGGGCGCAAGUGCGACAAGCUCGUGUUCAUGAGCGACGAGGAGGACCUGAGCGUCCCGACCGUGCACAUCGUGGCGCCGCCGCUGCACGAGACGCUGUGGCAGAAGCACCGCGAGAUCGUGCGGCUGCUCGUGCGCGAGUACAGCGAGCAGCACUUCGACUGGGUCUUCAAGUGCGACGACGACACCUUCCUGCUCAUGGAGAACCUCAAAACGUAUCUCGACUCGCCGCAGAUCCGCGCCAUCCCCGAGGAGGAGCCCGCGCUUUUGGGCCACAGGAUGACGCUGCAGUGGUGGGAGAUGCAGCGCCUCUUUGAGCCCUUCGAGGAGCACAACCCGGACCACGUGGCGGCCAUGCUCAAGGUUCGAGACGAGACGAGGAAAGAUGGAGGACUCAUUUACACCCCCGGGGGAGGGGGCUACGCCAUGAAUUGGGCCUAUUUGAAGAAGCUGGAGGCGGCGUUCGACGAACCGUUCUGCCUGCCGAACGAAGUGGUGCCCGACGACUGGGCCAUCUCCUUCUGCAUGCGCCACUACGGGGUCGUGCCGCUGGACACGAGGGACGAGGAGAAGCGAGAGCGGUUCCAUCAGUACGACCCCAACGAUCUGUACACGCGGCCUCACGACGAGAACGCGUACGAUCACAAGCUCUUCACGUCCAUCUACCAGGAGAACAACUGGUUCUCGGACCACAACGGCAUCGGCUGGCAGAACGGCAAGAACUGCUGCGCCCCCGACACGAUCAGCUUCCACUACGUCAAGCCUCCGCUCAUGGACUUGUUCUACGAGUUUUACUACGGAGAAGAGGAGCGCAGUAGUUAGUGGCUAGAGUGUACUUACGACCUACAUGUAGAUAAACGUGCUACAUUAAAGCUGCACUAAC